CCUUCCCCUCCCGGUCCCUCCUCCCCGCCGGCGCCGGCCGUGCCCGCCUCGAUUGAGGGGCGGCUGCCGCUGCUGCUGCCGCUGCCGGCGGCGGCUCCGGGAAAAUGUCCGAGCGCGGCGGCUUCUACCGGCAGGAGCUGAACAAGACGGUGUGGGAGGUGCCCCAGCGCUACCAGAACCUCACCCCCGUCGGCUCCGGUGCCUACGGUUCCGUCUGCUCAGCUUAUGAUACCAAAACAAGACAGAAGGUGGCAGUGAAAAAGCUUUCAAGACCUUUUCAAUCACUUAUCCAUGCCCGGAGGACCUACCGAGAGCUUCGGUUGCUUAAGCACAUGAAGCAUGAGAAUGUUAUAGGACUGCUAGAUGUUUUUACACCUGCAACAUCAAUAGAAAACUUUAACGAAGUAUAUCUUGUGACAAAUUUAAUGGGUGCUGACCUGAAUAACAUAGUGAAGUGCCAGAAGUUAACGGAUGAUCAUAUACAGUUUCUCAUCUAUCAGUUACUUCGAGGUCUUAAGUAUAUUCACUCAGCUGGAAUCAUCCAUCGGGACCUGAAGCCCAGUAACCUAGCUGUAAAUGAAGACUGUGAAUUGAGGAUUUUAGACUUCGGUUUAGCUCGUCAAACUGAUGAUGAAAUGACUGGAUAUGUUGCAACAAGAUGGUACAGAGCUCCAGAAAUUAUGUUAAACUGGAUGCACUAUAAUCAAACAGUUGACAUAUGGUCGGUUGGAUGUAUCAUGGCAGAGCUAUUGAAGGGAAAGGCUCUAUUUCCAGGAAAUGAUUAUAUUGAUCAACUAAAGAGAAUAAUGGAGGUUGUGGGUACGCCCAGUUCAGAACUUCUGAAGAAGAUAUCAUCAGAACACGCAAGAAAAUACAUCGAAUCUCUUCCACAUAUGCCUCAACAGGAUUUGAAAGCAGUGUUUCGAGGUGCCAAUCCAUUAGCUGUAGAUCUUCUUGAGAAGAUGCUUAUUUUAGACAGUGAUAAAAGGAUCACAGCCUCGGAAGCGCUUGCACAUCCCUACUUUGUACAGUAUCACGAUCCAGACGAUGAACCCGAGGCUGAGCUGUAUGACGAGUCCAUAGAGAACAAGGAGCGAACCAUAGAUGAAUGGAAAGAACUUACCUAUGAAGAAGUGAAUAGCUUUAAACCACCUGACUUAAAAAUGGACAGCCUGGAGAUAGAACAGUGAAUACAGGCAGCUCUGUCUUGCCUUGCUGCACUAUGAAGACUGUUAAAAUAUAACCAUACAAUUUAACCUGUGGUCAGACAUAGAUUUUACUAUCCAAAGAUGUUGGAGGAGAUGUGGAAACACAGAUGCAUUAAACAGAAGCCAGAUGUCUGUUUUGGGUGGGGGGGUUUUUUGCCUUGUAAUAUGAAUGUAUUCCCAACUCAAUAAGGGUGGUAAAGAACUGCUUCAUUCUGACAAAAUUAUGCACUGAGUUCUGUCAAGCUGUGUGUUCUGCAUGUUUCAUUUUAUCAGUUGUAUUGCCAAAAUAAAGGUGACCUUUUAAAUUAAUUUUAAAAUUGUACAUUUAAAGCAUGAAUGUAUACAAACAUAAACAAGAAGUCCAUACAAACAAUCUUUUUUUUUUUGUGGCAUUUUAUCUGUCUGUUUUUGUACUAUUUAUAGUUAGUGCCUUUAUGAAGAGAGGGCGUGGUAGUGAGAUAGACAGAAUAUGCAUAUGUAGUCAUAUCUGUGGUGGUCCUACACAUGUACUGGAUGUCUCUCAAGCAAUCUUAACACCAGUUGAAAGUCAGUAAAAAAAUAAAUCUCUUCUCUUGCCAUUCA
Molecule: messenger RNA, 1790 nt
Organism: Parus major (Great Tit)
Lineage: Eukaryota; Metazoa; Chordata; Aves; Passeriformes; Paridae
Gene: MAPK11
Product: mitogen-activated protein kinase 11
Exons: 12
Coding region: 105-1190 (361 amino acids)
Biological process (GO): intracellular signal transduction; protein phosphorylation
Cellular component (GO): nucleus; cytoplasm
Molecular function (GO): MAP kinase activity; ATP binding
Source: RefSeq, a predicted model, not a curated record